AUGUCUUCUUUAAAAAAUAUGAAUUUGAACAAACAAACUUCCCUUUCUUCCGCUCCACCUCUAAAAACUCUUCCACCUCAACCAAAUAUUUCUCAACUUGAAAAUUUUGCCAUGAGUGCUUUGGCACCAAGCAUGGCAGUUGUUUUCACGUUACCAUUUGAUACUGUUAAGGUUAGAAUGCAACUUCAAGGUGAAGUAAAGAUCAUAAAGGAUUCUGCUGGAAGGACAAUACGUACUGUUGCUGAAAAGGUCUAUAAGAACAGUUUUGAUUGUCUAUAUAAAACUUACAAAUAUGAAGGAAUCCGAGGUCUUGAAAAAGGGUUAAACCCUUCGAUUUUAAAAGAAAGUUCCAAAAAUGUCUUUCGAUUGGGACUUUAUGAUCCGAUCCUUUCAAUUAUACAUCCUACAGAGGAUUCAACAUCAUCAUCUUCAGCUCCAGCUUAUAAACGAAUGAUUGCUGGUGGCUUAUGUGGUGCCAUGGGGGCUAUCAGUGCGAAUCCUUUUGAAUUAGUGAAAACUCGUUUACAAAGUUCAGCUGCAGGCGCUAUUGCAGUUGGUAAUCAAUAUGGUUAUACAUCUGUGUUUUCUGCACUUCGUCAUAUUACAUCCAAAGAAGGUGGAGUUAAAGGUCUUUAUCGUGGAUCUAUGAUUUCAGUAUACCGGGGAAUAUUAGGAAGUGCUGCAAACUUGUCAUCAUAUACUAUGUUAAAAGAUUAUGCAAAACGAGAAGGGUUUCGUGAAGGUAUUCCUUUAGAUAUGGGAUGUAGUUUAGUGAGCGCAUUUAUCAGUGUUGUUUUUAUGAAUCCUUUGGAUGUUGUGAGGACUCGUUUAUAUAAUUCAUCAUCUAACAAGUCAGUUUUAUCCAAUGUUCUAACCAUCAUAAAAAAUGAAGGAUGGAUAACAUUAUACAAAGGUUUUGGUACUCACUUUAUGAGAAUUGGACCUCAUUUUUGUUUGACCUUUGUUUUUUUGGAGCAAUUGAAACGAGGUGUAAAACAAGUUCAUAUUCACAAUUAUCACCAACAAAAAACUCUCAAUUAUUGA
Molecule: messenger RNA, 1044 nt
Organism: Diversispora eburnea
Lineage: Eukaryota; Fungi; Glomeromycota; Glomeromycetes; Diversisporales; Diversisporaceae
Source: the annotation of a GenBank genome assembly